Molecule: messenger RNA, 3159 nt
Organism: Triplophysa dalaica
Lineage: Eukaryota; Metazoa; Chordata; Actinopteri; Cypriniformes; Nemacheilidae
Gene: adra1aa
Product: adrenoceptor alpha 1Aa
Exons: 2
Coding region: 477-1916 (479 amino acids)
Biological process (GO): phospholipase C-activating G protein-coupled receptor signaling pathway; cell-cell signaling; adenylate cyclase-activating adrenergic receptor signaling pathway
Cellular component (GO): membrane
Molecular function (GO): alpha1-adrenergic receptor activity
Source: RefSeq, a predicted model, not a curated record
UCACAUCCAUCGAUGUCGACAUCAUCUGUUAUAUACGAAAGUACACAAGGACUUCCUUGUGCCAAAAUAAAGCACUCAAUUUUUUUAUUUUUCCUCAAUCUGAUCCGUUUCUGUUCCUUUUGAUCAGCUGGACGUGGUUACGAGCGUGUCUAAACAAUCUUUUUGAAUACAUGAUUCUUCAUGACAGAAAAACUAGACUUGUUCUGCAGGACAAAAUGUUUACUUCACGCUGUUUAUUUUUGCUCCCACAACUAUUUUCCAUAAUAGUCCAUCAUUAAAAGUCCGUCAAAUUUCGUUGUGCUCUCCAAAAUGGACGCUUCAAUGGAAUUACCUCAAUGUUCUUGUAUCGCAUCCAGCACAAAGACGGUUUCUCAGACCAUAGGAGAAAAUCCAGUAUAGAGGUACGAGCUGAACUGAGGGCAUCGCCGGAUGUCACGAAUCAAAUCAUCUAACCAUCAUUAAAUGCCUUUGAACAAAUGCUUCCCGUCAAAGACAACAUGACCCCUGAAUCCUUCGCUGAAAACUGCACAAACUGCAGCCAGGUUCUGGUCCCGGAGCUGAACGUUAUGAAGGCUGUCGUGUUGGGCAUGGUGUUGGCCCUUUUCAUCAUUUUUGGAGUUCUGGGCAACAUCCUGGUCAUCCUGUCUGUGGUUUGCCAUCGUAACCUACGCACGGUUACUCAUUACUUCAUCGUGAAUUUGGCGGUGGCGGACCUUCUGCUAAGUUCCACGGUGCUUCCCUUCUCUGCCGUCUUCGAGAUGCUAGGCCGUUGGGUCUUUGGUCGGCCCUUUUGUGACGUUUGGGCGGCCAUGGAUGUUCUGUGCUGCACGGCGUCCAUCAUGAGCUUAUGUGUCAUUUCCGUGGACAGAUGUAUUGGUGUUAGCUAUCCGCUGCAGUACCCUUCCAUCAUGACGGAGCGACGGGCGUUGCUAGCGCUGGUUGUGUUGUGGGCUCUAUCCAUCACCAUUUCUAUCGGGCCUCUGUUCGGCUGGAAGGAGCCGGCGCCAGAGGACGAGUCCGUAUGCAAGAUAACAGAGGUCCCGGCAUAUGCCAUCUUCUCAGCCUUGGGGUCUUUCUACCUCCCCCUGGGGGUCAUCUUGUCCAUGUACUGCCGUGUCUACGUGGUGGCCAGGAGGGAGACGCGUGGACGGAUUAGUGGACGUAAAACGGAGAAAUCGGAUCACGCCUCUGAGGCUGUGACUUUGAGGAUACACCGUGGUAACACGACGGUGUCUGAGGACGAGGCGUUGAGAAACAGGACUCACUUCGCUCUGCGACUGCUCAAGUUCUCACGUGAAAAAAAGGCGGCCAAGACACUGGGCAUCGUGGUGGGAUGCUUCGUUCUGUGCUGGCUUCCAUUUUUCCUGGUUCUUCCUAUCGGUUCCAUCUUCCCCACAUACAAGCCUUCGGACACGGUGUUCAAGAUAACCUUUUGGCUCGGCUAUUUCAACAGCUGUAUCAACCCCAUCAUCUACCCGUGCUCCAGUCAGGAGUUCAAGAAAGCCUUCCUAAGCGUGCUGGGCGCUCAUUGUCUCCGGAAUAGAUCCACACCAACCCACCCUCUCUACCAGGGUCACAGUCCACGGCAUGCCCAGUCACAGCUCCUCGCCCUCGGCCUCACAGGCAACACUUCCCGUCUGAGCCCCUCCUCCUCCAUCGCUCUGUCCCGCAGCCCUUCCUCCCGGGACGGCCGGGAGUGGCAGGCCCCUUCCCGGACCUCGUCCGUGGGGACCCCGGGAGUCGGUGCCGGAGUGAGCGUGGGAGCUAAAGUGGCGGGAAUGUGCAGUAAGAACCUGCUGAGGACUUGCUGUGCCGUGAGAACAGAUUCCCCUCAGCCGGAGGAGCCCACACAGAACUCUCUUCCCGUCAUCAAAAUCCAUCAGCUCUCGCUGUGUGAAGACGGGGAUGCGGUGUGAAUAAAGUCGCCGGGGAAAUCGCUCUUAAGAGACUGCCGCUGCGUGCGACGCCGUUUGUCACAUGAUGGUGUCUCGGAUUGGAGAACACAAGCUGACAAUCUGAGCGUCUGCUAUUGUGAUGAUGGCCAUUAAAAGAAAACAGUAGGUCACUCUGAAAAUAAACGCAGACGUUAUUUGUUCUUUCUCACGUUCUGUAUGCUUUUCUCUUUUAUACAUCGAUGGUUCAAAACGACGGUGGAUGUCAAGCUCCAAAAAAAGACUACUCGAUGAUAAAUAAAGCACCAAAUAAGUAAUUCACAACCACGGUGGUUCUCCCUAACAAAAUUGACCAUGGUUUUUACCGUAGUCAAAUAAUUUACCACGGUAAAUUCGUAUUAACCAUGUUUCUUGGCAAAUUGAUUACCAUUUGUAUAACCACAGUUUUACUACAAAUAUCAUUCAAUAAUGGUUACUGUAGCAAAGCCGUGGUACAUUUCUGCUUACCAUGAUUUUACUAUAGUAACCAUGGUAUUCUGGUAUUAUUUGUCGUUAAACCACGGUUAAUUUUAUAGGAGCUUGCAUAUGUUAUAAUCAGAACUGGAGCACCUGUUAUGCAAAAUGUGUCUUAAAGCCAGAUUAAAAAAAAUGUAUAUCACUGAAAAAACAACUGCAUAUGGAACACGAGUUUGAGAGUAAAAAGGAGCCCAGGCUGAAACAUGAAGGUCUUUUGUUGUGGUUUGCAUUGUGAGUAUAAAUACCAGCAAUUAUUUUUUAUUGUCAGAUGUUUUAUUUCAGCCUUCCAAUUUGGGGAAAUUAAAACCCAGACUCGUCUGAUCAGCGUUCCCACCGAAAAAAGAAAUUAUAUUUUUGACGCUCCUUUCUGGGCUCGUAUGAUAUGUUCACUUAAUUGUUCAAUUUCUGAAAUUGCACUGUAGCUAUUGCUGUGGGUUGUUUGCAUUGACUGUGAUUUGGAAAGGCUUUCUGUAAUAGAAAAGUAAUUUGUUCGCUCCUGCUUGAACUGGGAAUGGAUCUUUAUCGUGUCUUUCAGAUGCAUGUCAUGGUCACGUUGUCAGAAUGUCAAAAAUAUUGCCAUGUGAACUUAAGUAUAGCAUGACCGGAAAAUCCGAUUUAUGGAUGUCAAAGUGGGACCAACUUUUACAAUUCUACAUCAAAAGAACCGUCUCCUGCGAGAUGCACAAAUAUUCACCGUCUGUGGAUGAAUGACAUUAUUAUCACGAGAUGAAAGUGACCUCAAAGUGACCAA